Prosopis cineraria is the source of this 1904-nucleotide messenger RNA. RefSeq names its product protein IQ-DOMAIN 5. The transcript is spliced from 7 exons. Bases 257 to 1555 code for a protein of 432 amino acids. Lineage: Eukaryota; Viridiplantae; Streptophyta; Magnoliopsida; Fabales; Fabaceae. The record is from RefSeq and is a predicted model, not a curated record. Gene Ontology annotation, molecular function: protein binding.
AGGGUUGGGGGCAAAAAAAAAAAAAAGCCCACGGAGGGAGAUGGAGAAAUAGAGAAAGAGAGAUAGAGCUUUCUCCCCAGUUCACUUCACUUGAAAAUCCUCUCAAAAGCUGUGAGAAGCAGCCAUUUUACUGCUUUGACCGAUCAAUGGAUCAACUCUUCAAAAGGUACUGCCAACUUUUUUCAUCGCUGAUGAUUAAGCUCACUCUUCAUAUGAAUCUCAGGUUUGUGCUUGGUUGAGAAUAGUGAAUGAUACUAUGGGUGUCUCGGGGAAGUGGAUUAAAGCUUUGGUGGGUCUAAAGAAAUCUGAAAAGGCAGAGUCUUCAGAUAAGGAUGUAAAUAGAAUUGGAAAAAUACGGCACAGAAGGAAACAAUCCAUUGAUGGUGACAAUGAAAAACUCCAGAAUGAGUUUAAUCAUGAUGCUACUCCUUCUGGAGAUGCCAAUAUCCAUUCAGUCACUGAUGUCCAGCAUUCACCUUCUACUUCACAACAAGUACAGGAUGCUGCAUAUAGCCUUCAAAUUAUGAGGGAGGAAUGGGCAGCAACACGCAUUCAAACAGCAUUCCGAGGAUUUUUGGCUCGAAGAGCACUACGAGCACUGAAAGGAUUGGUACGGCUUCAGGCCCUUGUAAGAGGUCAUGCUGUGAGGAAACAAGCUGCCAUAACUCUUCGAUGCAUGCAAGCUUUGGUGAGAGUCCAGGCACGUGUUCGAGCAAGGCGUGUUCGCAUAGCAUUGGAAAGUCAAUCAGCGCAACAGAAACUUCAGCAACAACUUGCAAAUGAAGCUCGUGUUCGAGAAAUAGAAGAAGGUUGGUGUGACAGUAUGGGAUCUGUUGAAGAAAUUCAAGCCAAAUUAUUGAAAAGACAGGAGGCUGCAGCUAAACGUGAGAGAGCAAUGGCAUAUGCUCUGGCUCAUCAGUGGCAGGCAGCAUCAAGGCAGCAGGCUGCUUCUGGAUUUGAACCAGAUAAGAGUGGCUGGGGUUGGAAUUGGCUGGAAAGAUGGAUGGCUGUCCGUCCUUGGGAGAAUCGGUUUCUUGACAUUAAUACAAGGGAUGGAGUAAUGGUCUGUGAAAAUGGAGCAGUGGAGGGUAAAAAUGGAAUUAGAUCUCAAUUAAGAUCUGCUAGCAAGAAAUCAGUUCCGCCAAAUGUCAAUCUAAACCUUGCUAGUCAGAAAACUGGGCCAUCAUCAUCUGAUGGUGGUGACUCUUCACCUAGUAAGUCUGCUGGUUUGCCGGAGGCAUCAAAAACACAGAUUAAGCCAAAAUCUAAUGCAAACUUUGAAAUUGAAGAGGCCAACUCAAGACUUAGACUUGGUUCAAGAUCUCACAGUAAUCCAAAGGAGAGAAUCACACAAGCUGAUAAACAGGCAAAAAAACGAUUAUCUCUGCCUAACAAUGCAGGGGGAAGCGCUGGGGCGCAAACAGCCAGAAAUCCCACCAGAACUAAUGUGAAGGGGGCGAUCAGCACUCAAAAACCUCUUCGGGACAAACCUAAGCUCAAUGGAAGAGGGGAUGUGAAUUCGACAAAAGCUGUUCCUCAACCCGCAGAAACGUAAUGCUAGAGAAAUACCCCACCUCUCUCCAAUUGAGGCACCCGCCCAUUGUCUGUUUGUACAUACCAUGCUUUCGUGAUGAGUAGGGCUUGAAAUCGCCAUGCACAAGCACCUCCAUGAAGAUGCUGAUUUGCUGUUGUGGUGAGUGGAGUGGCUGGUUACUCGGGUUCGAGGAUAUUGGCUUGGAGAAGUGUUUUCGAAGUUGGCAAAUAUUUGUUGUAAUUAUGCAUUAUUUAUUCUUGUCGGUUUGUGUGAUAAUGUGGUAUUUAUACUCAAAUGUACAACUUUCUGAGUGCGAUUGCGGGGUAUCAUUUCAUAGGUGUUCUUUUCUAGUAACAUACGAUUGUUUUUA